AUGUCGAAACCCUGUAAAAAAAUUAAGAACCCCUGCAAAAUAUGCCUCGGUCCAGUCACACGGAAGAACGGCCUUCAGUGCCAAGGGUACUGCCAGUGUUGGGUGCACUACGCCUGCUUGAACUACACACCUGGAAAGAUAAGGGAUAUCAAAGCUGGUAUUAUCCACGUGACCUGCCCCUGUCCAGAUUGCACCAGCUCUCUGCCAAAAGAGUACCGGUCUGAUGAGCCGUUUAGUUGCACCAAUAUGCAGUGCCCUGCCAAUAAGUCACCUAGGUGCGACAAUACUGGCUGUCCGAUAAACCAAGACAAACCGGGGCUGACUGCCGGUGGCCAAAAAGGUAACGGGAAUGUGAGGAACACAGGAGUUGGAUCUGCGUGCAGGCUAACAAAAUGCGGGAAUAAGGAGUGUAAGGAUAACAGCCUGGCGUUGAAGCAAGGAGCACCGAUGGCCCAUGAGCGAUGUGGAAACGAUUGUAAGGAGCACAGCGUGCCACUACGACAAGGGGCAGUUUUAGCACACCAGGUUCCUCCUAGUCCUAAAUUCUGUCCAUCUGGGUGCUCUCUACCCCCCGGAGACGUAGGUCGCUCUCCACCUGCACCAAACCCGAUGCCAGCGUUACAGCAAAUGUGUAACACAGUGGGACAACUGACAAAUCAAAUUAAUGACCUGAUGCAGCAAAUGAAGUAUGUUGUUCAGGGGGGGAGCGGGGGGGUCCAAGGAUGCAUAGCCCAAAAGACCAAUAUCCGAACUCUUGCUACUGUCCAACGAACCCUGCAAAACGGCGCUAGAGGUUUUGUGACUAGUGUAAGAUCUUUUGUUUGUGAUAAUAUUUUCGGUCAUUGCAAGACACAAAAAAAAUACUAUUAA
Molecule: messenger RNA, 870 nt
Organism: Leptosia nina
Lineage: Eukaryota; Metazoa; Arthropoda; Insecta; Lepidoptera; Pieridae
Source: the annotation of a GenBank genome assembly